AUGAAUAAAAAUACAUACCCCGUUGAUAAGUCUGCUGAGAUGCAACUUCCCGUGUUUACAAACCACAAUUCCCUAUCUUUUUAUUCAGAUGAUUCGUCAUCCCACCAACAGCUGAUCAAAUUGUACAAUCCGUACAGUUUUAACAUAAAAUACAAAAUUUUAAGCACCGCAAGGGAGAAAUAUAAAGUUUAUAAUCCAGAAGGCUGCAUUAAAGCUGGAUGUUCUAUAGAUCUAAUUUUUAAGCAUUUGGCUGCUGUGGGUUGCAAGGAAAAUGUUUCAGACAGAUUUAGAAUUCAAGUCAUGAAGCAAGGCUCAUCAAAAAUCAUUGGAAAAAAAGAACUGGAAUCUGUUUUGAUGCCCACGGCUUUGAAACAACCCAACUUCUACCAGCUAGAUGAUGACUUUCAGUCACUGCCAAAUGUCCAGUCAACUAACUCUUCGGUUUCAUUUACAGGCAAUGCAUUGUGGUAUAAUUUUUUUUUGUAUACUUUGCUCUUCUUCACAAUCAUACAACAGAACCACGUAACAAUGGCUUACGCUUAA
Helobdella robusta is the source of this 543-nucleotide messenger RNA. RefSeq lists its product as hypothetical. Bases 1 to 543 code for a protein of 180 amino acids. NCBI's taxonomy places the organism in Eukaryota, Metazoa, Annelida, Clitellata, Rhynchobdellida, Glossiphoniidae. The record is from RefSeq and is a predicted model, not a curated record. The transcript has 5 exons. Gene Ontology annotation, cellular component: cytoplasm.